This is a messenger RNA of Dermacentor silvarum, 1718 nucleotides long. RefSeq lists its product as uncharacterized. The coding region runs from base 730 to 1551 and encodes 273 amino acids. The transcript has 4 exons. The record is from RefSeq and is a predicted model, not a curated record. Lineage: Eukaryota; Metazoa; Arthropoda; Arachnida; Ixodida; Ixodidae.
CGAACAGGUGCUUUCGGAGACCCGCUACGCGCCUCGGCAUGUCCGCGUCCAUGGGCAAAAAUGUGGGCCGAUCCCGGAGGUAGUGCAAUACCGGGCCGACCUGCGGCGGAGGUGGCGUCAAACACUCAGGAAAAUGAAACGAAAAGUGCACGGAUUCUUUGGAAUCGCGCAUACAACAUACAAGAACAGCAUUCGUUUCAGUAAAGCACAAAACAAUUACGCAUCCGAACCACAUAGCUGAUGGCAAUGCGAAGCGCUCCCGGCACUGUCGUGGUGACGUCACUAUAUAUCCUUUCGUAAGCCUAGCAACUACUUUCAUUGUUGUUGCAUAUAGCAACGCAUAGUUCCCGAGGAGCGGCAAAGAAAUGCCAGCGCUGCCGUUAUGCAAUAAAGCAUUGGUGGUUUUCAACACCUUCGCCGGAUGCAUCCCGCAGGGCCGCGACCAGCGGCUCGCUUGAAAGGCCUUUUCUGAUGCGGCUCAUUGGGAACGCACAGCACAACUAUUUCCGCGUCGCUGAAAUCUAAAUAAGGAGGUCGGCCCUUUCCGCUUCGAUGCCACAAACGAGAAAGAGCCGCCGUGAACCUAUAGAUGUCGUAGCCAUCUUUGUUUAUUUGCCAGCUCAAGAUUCUGGAGUUGCCAAUAGCCUCAUUACUUUUCUAACGUUCUCGCUCCAGGUUUGGUGCCAGUGCUGCUUGGCUGCCUGAGCAUCUCUGCAGCAGCACGUGACAAUGCCGCCCUCUACGAGAGCCGCCACGCUGUGCUGCGCAUGCGCGCUCUACCUCGGUCCCGCUGCGCAGGCGCUGUUCCAGAAACCCGCUCUGCACACUGGCGGGGAUGCGCCGCUGACGCGCCAAGUUCUGCAGUUGCCGUCUCGUCGCAUCGCCGCCGUGGCCGACAGCGCGUCGCCGGCGCUCUCGAAGCUGGCCUCGCUAACCACGAGUGGCGCGGGACUCGUGGGUGGCGGCGUCCUACCGUCCCUCGGCCAAGCCGACCACGUUCCGUCCACGGCGCGCAAGAAAAGGACGCAAGGUGGUCGCACAGCCUCGACCGCCCAGAAGCGACGCAUGGACGGCGUCAAGCUGGUUCAGACGGCGCUGGACAAGAGCCACCGGCUGCUGCUGGACGUGGCGGCCAAGAUGCCCAACCUGGUGCCCCGCAUGGACGCCCAGGAAUGCCUCAAGAGGACCGUCUGCGAGGCGCACAACAAGCCCGGCCGAUACGGGCUCCUCGGCAUCGCGAUCCAGUUCUUCUUCCCGCCGUUCCGGCCGGGCGACGCCGAAGGUACUCGCAUGUCGCCCCUGCAGCUGGCGGCGCGCUACGGCCGGGACCCGAGUGCCGACUGCGGCCGACAGUACGACGGCUGCUUCCUGGACACGCUGCAGACGCUGCAGGCCGCUGUCGACUACUUGCUGCGCCGACAGCAGGCUGCCAACAAGCCCGGGUCGACGCUGCUGCUGCACGCGUUCUCCAGCGCUCAGCAAGCAGCUCCGCCCAUCGUCUGGGGCUCAGCAGGUGGCGGAGUGGUCGAGCCCAUCACUGCACCGCCGUGACUGCCUCUGAUGAGCCGCACGCGGAGCUCAUCGUGUGGUAUAUUGUCCCGCGUCAUGCAGCAGCUGUCCUGAAGGUUACACGAAAACGAUUCUAUAGGGGACCGCCGUGGUUGGGCGGUCCUUCUGACCUUGCAGGGCGAGUCUCGUGCCGACGACCGAAUCUAUGA